AUGAACCCUCUCAUCUUCACCAACGCUUUUGCAUCGGUCCAUAUCGGUGUCCAAGAAUGUUUUUGCGGCAAACCGACGGUCGAAGAUCACGAUUUUUGCUUUUGCUCUCCUGGCUGUGCUCGCGCCGAUUCAUUGCGCACUCUAGGUGGUCAAGGUGACUACCAUUAUCGCAACGUUAUGCAGAGGGCAUGUGCCAGCCCGGCUGUUCCACAACAUGCGCUCUCGAGGCACAAGUCGGAGCACCAGCUUCGCAGUGUUUCUAUCUCGAAGCGCGCUUCUGCGUUGCAGCAGUCUUCACGUUCCCCCAAGCCAGUGAAGACCCUCCCAACAUUGGAAGAAGGCACGACCACUAUUGUUCCCCAGCAGCCCUUCGAACCACGAAAUGAAUCCGUUGACACACAACAAUCUGAUCCGCCUCAACGGACCCUCAAGCGCUCCUUGCCCUCUAAACCGGGGCUUAACAAGGGCAUUCGUAAUUCAAUCUUCGCAAUGUUCCGUAAAAAGAUUCAACAGACUGUCCCGCCGAGCACGAAAAUUCGAAGAGAGUCGUCGGUUACUGGAGCUAUAUUACAAGAAAUGGAAGAAGAAGAAGCCGAGGAAGAAGCUGCUUGGGGAAGACUUCAGGAUCGCAUGGAGGACAGCUCAAGGCCCCCUACCUUGGUUCACCAUCAAGCCAGACAGACUACAGACACCCGACGAUCACGCGUCAUUCGUCGCUCGGCUUCGUUCGCCGGCUGGAACGGUGAUAGGGGAUCUGUGAUGGAGGUAGUUUCUCAACUUCGUCAAGCGUGGAACGAGAUGACAGACAUCAUGCCGGACUUUGACGAGGGCUCGGACGAGGAGUAUUAG
Molecule: messenger RNA, 849 nt
Organism: Suillus plorans
Lineage: Eukaryota; Fungi; Basidiomycota; Agaricomycetes; Boletales; Suillaceae
Exons: 1
Coding region: 1-849 (282 amino acids)
Source: RefSeq, a predicted model, not a curated record